CUGUCAACAUUUCCAUUUAUAAAAAUUUAUUUUAGAACAUCAGAAGAUAUUGAGGAAUUACAGUGUGAAUAUGAGAGAUAUCGAAUCCUUAUUCUAAAUGAAUUUGAAAAAGUUCCGGAGCAUAUUUUCCUCCAAGAAAUCGCGCAAAAAGAAUUUUGGCCUGUGGAUCCCGUUUCUCAAUCUGUGCGGGUAGAAGCUGAAAAGAAGAAACAGUCAAGAGAAAAGAAAGCAGCUGUCGCUUUUGCUUAUGAAGACACACAAACUGUUGGAGGGAAGCCAGAAUCUGAUGAAUCUGAAGAUGACGAUGACGAAUUUAUUGAACCUGAAGAAUUCGAUUUAAAAUUUGAUGUUGAUGCGCUGGACCCAGAAAGAAUUCGAAGUCUAAAUAAGUUUGGUAUGAAAUAUGGUAUUGCUCUUGGUGCAUUUUCGAGGCUUUUAAAAAUGGAUCGCCGAGAACAGGAUGAAACGCAUCAACUGAAGGAAAUUGAGAAGGCCAAGCUCGCCCUCGCUGUCUGUAAUUCAAUAUUGAUUAUUAUCACAUUUUGA
Dracunculus medinensis (Guinea worm) is the source of this 546-nucleotide messenger RNA. NCBI's taxonomy places the organism in Eukaryota, Metazoa, Nematoda, Chromadorea, Rhabditida, Dracunculidae. The record is from the annotation of a GenBank genome assembly.